GACAUGCAUUAGCCACGUCAGUCUUGUGAAGAAUACCCUGACUCGUUGUAGGAGAGAUUUUAAUUAUUCUGUCAUAAUGAAUGUUUUUCGUCUUACAGGAGACAUAUCUCAUCUUUUGGCUAUUAUAAUAUUGUUGGUGAAAAUAUGGAAAACAAGGUCUUGUGCAGGUAUAUCUGGAAGGAGCCAGAUUUUGUUUGCUCUUGUCUACACUGCUCGGUACCUGGAUCUAUUUACAAACUUUAUCUCUAUAUAUAACUCUACCAUGAAAAUUUUCUUCAUUGCUACAUCAUAUGCCACCAUAUACUUGAUGUAUGUGAAAUUCAAAGCUACGUAUGAUCGUAACCAUGACACUUUCCGUAUAGAGUUCCUUCUUAUCCCUGUUAUCAUUUUGGGACUUGUGGUUAAUCAUGAAUUUACUCCACUUGAGGUCUUGUGGACAUUUUCCAUCUACCUUGAAUCUGUUGCUAUUCUGCCUCAGUUGUUCAUGGUGUCGAAAACAGGAGAAGCCGAAACAAUCACUUCACAUUAUUUAUUCUGUCUUGGCUCUUACCGUGCUCUUUACAUUCUUAAUUGGGUCUAUAGAUACUAUUUUGAAGGAUUCUAUGAUCUUAUUGCUAUAGUGGCCGGAGUUGUCCAGACUGUGCUAUACUGUGACUUCUUUUAUUUAUAUAUUACAAGAGUAAUAAAAGGAAAAGCAUUGAAGUUGCCAGCUUAGAUUUUUUACCAGUAGGACAUGUUUAUCCUGGUCAUGGCUCAUGUUGGAUUCCUUUACGAGCAGGAAUUUAUUCAUAAUAAACAGUUUCUGUUGAUACUUCUGUGUGCUUUCAAAGUGUUGAAUUUCUGCAGGACAGACAAAUUAUCUAAACAUUAAUUUUCAUUGCACUUGAAACUUCUUUUCAUUUAUUAAUGUAAUCUAAUUUUCUCAGUUUUGUUCAGAUCCCAUUUUUUUAUAACAGUGGUUUAAAAAAGUUAAAUGCAAUGUGUGCAUAAUUUUUAAGCAGAACAAUGCAAAAAUAAUGUUUUUUUUAUGAAAUUAUAAUAUGGCAUACAAAACAAUAUAACAGAUAUGUUAUCUGUACAAGUGUUCAACUUUAUUGUAUUUUGUAAUUUCAUGCAACGUUUUACAUACAGCCUAGAUAUGAUUGUUGUUCAUUUUUUCAUUCUUCAUUUUUAUUCCAUUGCCUUGAUUAAAUUUAUUCAAGUUAGAAGUAUGUAUUGUUUCAGAGGAACUUUAGGCAGAGUAGACAUAAUUGAUUUGAGAACUUUAAUAGACUGCAACUGCCUAUUGAAUGAAAAGGGGACAACAUUUCAGCUUUUACACUGAGGCCUUGUUCAGGUCUGAAAGUAGGCUUCAUUAUAGAAGCCAAAAUUUCAUCCCAUUUUCAUUUAACAGGCAGUUGCAGUCUAUCAAAGUUAUCAAAAGUAUAUACAGUUUGAAAAUUUGAAAACUGAUUUUCACAACUAUUGUGUUAGUUUUUGCAAACAUUUCUGUUGUCCAUAUUGUCUUAGGAACUAACAGUCAAGAGGUAUUUCCUUGGUUUUACUGCGACUGUGUUUAGUUUGUAUUUUCCAGUUAUUCAGAAUGUAAAAGAAGUUGAUGGAGUUAGUACUGUAAAAUGCUAGAAAGAUGAAGUAUCUUUAUAACUACAAACACAUUUUGUUGAUUAAUUACAAAAAAUCUUGAAUAUAUUUAUCCAUUUGGUAAAACAAAUAUUUUCAAGUAAUCAAUGGAUAAAAAAUUUUAAAAAGUUGUUAAAUGAAUUUAGAAAAUUUUGAGAAAAAAAUAGUUGUCUUAAUACAGUGUAAGACUUAUUUUUGUGUAAUCAUUACUAUUGUUCUUGACUUUCAGACAUUUUCUUUGGACCUUGGAUACUUGAAUAACAAAUUGAAAUUUUUAAGACUUUUUUCUUUUCAAAACACAGUUACAUUUUUCCAGGAGUUUUUUCACAAAACUGUAUUUUCAUCUGACUUCCUCAAUUUUUUAUUCCAUUAUUUAAAGCUAGAAAUUAAUCGGUUUACUAUAGAAGAAAUUAAGGUUUUUCAUUAUAAGAGCUUGAAGUGAGAAUACAUUUUGUUUCAUUAUUUGGAUUAGGGUUUACCCUAUAUUCAAAAGUU
Limulus polyphemus (Atlantic horseshoe crab) is the source of this 2115-nucleotide messenger RNA. RefSeq names its product ER lumen protein-retaining receptor 2-like. Lineage: Eukaryota; Metazoa; Arthropoda; Merostomata; Xiphosura; Limulidae. The record is from RefSeq and is a predicted model, not a curated record. The coding region runs from base 77 to 715 and encodes 212 amino acids. Gene Ontology annotation, biological process: protein retention in ER lumen; endoplasmic reticulum to Golgi vesicle-mediated transport. Gene Ontology annotation, molecular function: ER lumen protein retrieval receptor activity. The transcript has 4 exons. Gene Ontology annotation, cellular component: membrane; endoplasmic reticulum; cis-Golgi network.